UUUUUUUUUUUUUUUUUCUGUUUAUAAAUUUAUGGGAGCGCAACAAUCUUUUAUAACCAGUACGAGUUCGACAGAAACAGCCAACGAUUUAUGGAGAAAAGAGAGUACGAAGAAGGGGUUUCAAGCGGUAGGGGCACUGGGAGCGUCGAUCGUCUUUGCACCGGCGGUUAUUCUUGCGCUUCCGUUUGUGGGGGCGUAUGAAUUUAGCACGGCUCUCGAAAGUGAAUUAAUGACAGGUUAUCCCAUCAUGGAUGGAGUUCUGGGAGGUCUCUUUGGGGUGAUUGUGAGUCCUUUAGCCCCCUUUUAUUGUUUCCUCGUUACCAUCCAAGACAUCUUUGACAUGAAGUAUACCCCAAAGGCAUUCGACGAACAGUAUUUAAAAAAAGCAGAGGAUAUGUUGAGAUUGGAUUCGAGUUAUUAUAACGUGGCUGUCACUGGGUGUCCUGGAACCGGAAAGUCUAGUUUAUUAAACGGGUUGCUUGGAUACAGAGCCCAUCAUACAAAAGCAGCACCAGUAGGAGAAAUUGAAACGACGAUUGAACCAAAAGGAUACCGACAUCCGGUAUUAAACAAAUUAUGUUUAUGGGAUAUGCCUGGUAUUGGUACGCCACGACAUCCAUCGAAACCAUUUUUUGAGAAUUACUGUCUUGGAGCAUUUGAUGCGAUUCUGAUUGUAUUUGACGAACGCUUGAUGGCUACGGAUAUUGAAAUUGCACGACGAGCCAGAAAAUACAGCGUGCCUGUGUUUUUUGUAAAGAAUAAAUCGGAUCUGUCGCUAGAAAGAAAGAUGGAACGUAUGGAGGAAGGGAAGGUGAAAGAUAAAUGGGCAUUAGCGGUAUCGCAAUUGACGAUGGAUAUCAAGGAUACGGUUUAUAAGAAUAUGCGACAAUUUGGGUUGGAUACGAAUCAGUUAUACAUGGUAUCUUCCCAUGUGAUGACGGAAUUUGUGAUUCUUUUACGAGAUCGAAAAUCGACAGGACAAAUGAAGCUAAUACAUGAAAAAGUGCUGAUUACCAACUUAUUAGAUACACUUGCAGAUAGAAAGAGAUGCAAUUCCAUGAAAUAGAUUUUUUGUAAAUAAAUUAAAACUUUUUUUUU
Molecule: messenger RNA, 1098 nt
Organism: Mucor mucedo
Lineage: Eukaryota; Fungi; Mucoromycota; Mucoromycetes; Mucorales; Mucoraceae
Product: interferon-inducible GTPase-domain-containing protein
Exons: 2
Coding region: 32-1066 (344 amino acids)
Cellular component (GO): membrane
Molecular function (GO): GTP binding
Source: RefSeq, a predicted model, not a curated record